CAUUUAUUUUUAGAACAUGAUUAACAAAACCUGUUUGAGUGAUAAAAAGAGAACAUGACAAGUAUAGCUAUAUUUUGCCCAGUGAUUUGUUGAUUUGUCAGGUUUAUUAUUUUUCCUAAAAAGUGUUUUGUGGUGCUCAAGUUGUUAUUGAAUGCAGAAAUGGUAUACAAGUAUAAGGAGACGGUUUAAAUAAACCAGCGAUACGGACGCCUGGAGAGCUAGAAACUGUGCUAAGUCAUGGGGUGUCCACAAUCAAAAUCAAAGAGCAAGGACGUGUCGUCUGCUACAGAAAAUGGUGCCAACAGUCACGUGGCGAAGACACGGAAUGAUACUGUGCAACCGGCAACAGAAUCUCCAAAGAGAAUGCCGACGAAGACACCUCACGAAUAUAACGACGAUCCGCUUGUUAGAGGACGUACCGACGAUUCCUUUCCAGCACACAUACCGCCAGAUGUUCACAAAUUUGAAAGGGAUACAAUUAAUAAUAAACAAGGUGCUGUAAAAGAAAUCGGUUCUGAACACAACUCUGGCAAUCAUAAAACAAAUGAAACGAAAGAAUCAGCUGAUAAUGCUCAAAAUGAAGUUUUAGCUUCAGAAACAAAAACCAGUGAUAACAUCAAAACUAAGAAUACAGACAACAUAUCUGCCAAGGACGAAACGGAACACGGUUUCAAAGGUGUAUUUAUCCCGGAUGAAAUUCCUGAUGCACAGUCUAAAGAAGUGAAACCUUUAGAGAAUGGUUAUAAAGAAGAUAUUGUGGAUGUUAGUGAUGUGGAUAUAGGUCAGACUGUUUCUGAAAUAACACUAGAGAACCAGACUGUCGAAGAAGCAAAUAAAUAUGACAGUCUCGGGACUACUUCCGAGACAAAAAUAGAAGGGCAAAGUGGCGGGAGUGUAAAAGUUGAACUUGACACUGAGGAUGGCUACACAUUUACAGAAAUGCCUCAUAAAUGGGAAGGUUCGUCCGCUGUUAGGUAUGUUUCAAAGGAAAAGAUCGAGUACGGACUUCCAGAAGGCGUACCGAAACCAGCACCACCAAAAACCAGGAAAAGUGAUAUCGUCAAACCUACAACAUUCACCAUGGUCGAUAAAAUCGUUGAUAAUGCACCCGACAAUGCUUUUAACUCUGUUACAAAAUUAGCCAGUUAUUUGUCGGGCACAGCGAAGAAGAGCGAAUUGGCGGCUGCCGGUGAUGACAAAGAUGACACUGAAAGUGAAAAUUUACCGCCCCCACUUCCGGUAAAGACAAAGAAAUCAGAUAUCGUUUCCGACCCGACAAUGUUCAAACACGUGGAUGAGAAUGCACGAAAUGUUCCAGAGUCUGUCCGUCUGUCUGUCGAUAAGCUUGCUGCCCAUCUAUGCAGUGUUGCCAAGUCUGAUCUAGAAAAAGUUCGAGCAUAUUAUUACUGGGUCUGUAACAACAUAAGUUACGUCUACGAUAAAGACAAAACUCUGUCGGAUAGAUUAAGGUUUGAUGCUGUAUCAACUUUGAGGCAAGGUCAAGGAAGCUUUGUUAAUCUGAUGGUUGCUUUAUGCAAGGAGGCGUCUAUACCAGUUGUAACAGUAUCCGGAUGUUCGAAGGGCCUUCGUCAUCAACCAGACAAAGAGUUCACGGUUGCAGAGACAAACCAUAGCUGGAAUGCUGUACAUAUUAAUGGCGAAUGGCGGUUUCUUGACUGUACUUGGGGUUCUGGUUAUCUCGACCAUACCGGAAAAUUUCGCCGACAAUUUGACGAAUUCUGGUUUUUGACAGAUCCGGAAGUGUUUGCAUACGACCAUUUUCCCAUGCAUCAAAAAUGGCAGCUUCUAGACGAUCCAAUAAGUAUUGAUGAAUUUAACAAGAAGCCGAGUUUAACAGAGAAAUCUAAAGAACUUGGUUUUCAGCUCAAAUCUCAUCGGGAACCCAUUGUCUAUUUUGAAAAUGAAGUGUCAAUUUCCUUUGCAACCGAAACAUUUCCUUUGUCGAAUAUUACAGCAGAUUUGAAGAACGAAGACAGCGAGGAAAUCAAUCAAUACAGAUGCAUGAAAAGACUAGAUGAUAAAUUGUUUGAAAUAAGAGUUGUACCUCCAAAUAUUGGUGAGUAUAGUCUAGCUUUAUAUGGAAAGGCCAAAGAUUAUCGCCAUGCUAAGUUCAGAAAGUUAAUGGAAUACACAUUGAGAUGUGAAAAAGCUUAUGACAACGAAGUUGUUUUUCCUGAUCACCGUAAAGCUUGGGGACCGGAACCAAACUACAAUGAGCUUGGUUUUGCAGACUCCAUUCAGAAUAUGUCAGUUUUCAAAUCUGAUGAAAAAGAGAUGACAAUUCAACUAGAUCAAAAGAAAAAAGUGCCAAUAAUUGCGGAGCUGAAAGCAUCAAGUGAUAUCAAAACCGAGUUGAAGGGGUACACAAUGAUAACUGCCCGAGACGAUGCGAAAAUUGUUCACAUUCGGUUUCCUUCGGCUGGAUAUUAUAGGCUUGAUGUUUAUGCAGAAGGCAAAUUGGAAAAAUACGAAUACGCAGCUUUGUUUCUCCUAGAAUGUACUGAAAGCAACUCGCCGAAGAAAUUUCCGAAAUGCAAUGAAGAUUCUAUUUCUAAAAAUGUGUGCGAAAUUCUCGAACCGACAAAUUUUGAAGUUCCUUCAAACUCGAAUAUCACGUUCAGAAUUAGAAGUCACUGUUUGAAAAAUGUUAUGGUGGGAAUUCCCACAGAAGACCAAAGGAUGCAGCGCCUUGGAGAACUGAAGAAGAGUGGGGAUAUAUUUUCCGGUGACAUCAAGACACCAAAAGCAGGAGAAGUUCUGUACCUGUCCGGAUCUGCAGCUCCACCAAACGUCUUCUGGAGCAGAAUUUAUGAAUUUAUAACCGUAUAACAAAACGUCAUUUCUGGUUGUUGAAAAAAAUACGUUUGUUAAACGGAAUGAUUCAGAGUACAGAAUAUUUUUAACUCGUUUCAGAUUGUCCUAUUUUUGCAUGGUAAAUGUGUGAAUAGUCAAUAAAGUAUGUAUGUUGUGUACACACAGGACUUUCUUAGCGACACCCUUAUACCAAAGCCAACAAGCGGAAUGAUAUAUAAAGCAUAUUUAUUGUUAUAAGCAAUUAUUAUUAACUAUGCUUUAUUGAAUACAACAGUAGAUGAGUUGUUCAUAACUAAUAAGAUUUAGCCAAUACCAAACCAAACAAUUGAGUCAAUAUGAGGAAAAAUUAAGGACUCAUGCGAAAAACUCGAGGCCAGUGCGACAAAACAGGACCACUACAGGAUUAAAGUAUUCAGUUUGAAUGGUUAACUCAAGGGGGUCAGUACAGGGUUUAUUAAUAAAAUUAUUUAUCAAGUGAUUUACGUGCGCCUUAUUGUCAUAUUGGCCUUCGGCCUUAGCCCAAUACGACCAUAUAGAUUUGUCAAACAAAUACAUAGGUCAGUAUAAAAUCUAGCUGGGAAGCCGUUGAUAAUAUUUGUGCUUGGUCAGAAAAAAUCACACAUAAUAUCUAUGCAUUAAAGAGUCCACUUGAUUUGCGCUAAUUAGUGUUAAUUGGCAUUCAUCAAAUUUCUGAUACUAGUAUUUGCAGCUAGAAAAAAGAAGUUAGAAAUCGUCAGACUGGAUUCCCAGGGCGGUUAUAUAAAAUCAUAUAAUAAAUAACAUUACAUUACUGAAUUUUUUAUAUGUUUAUAUUAUUUGUACUGUUUAUAACAUAAUGUUAUCGUGAUAACAGUAAUUAAAGAUAAAAUAAUUUC
Messenger RNA from Mercenaria mercenaria, 3710 nucleotides. Its product is annotated as kyphoscoliosis peptidase-like. The record is from RefSeq and is a predicted model, not a curated record. NCBI's taxonomy places the organism in Eukaryota, Metazoa, Mollusca, Bivalvia, Venerida, Veneridae. The transcript is spliced from 7 exons. The coding region runs from base 238 to 2850 and encodes 870 amino acids.